Molecule: messenger RNA, 2149 nt
Organism: Pleuronectes platessa (European plaice)
Lineage: Eukaryota; Metazoa; Chordata; Actinopteri; Pleuronectiformes; Pleuronectidae
Product: nucleolar protein dao-5
Exons: 12
Coding region: 278-1708 (476 amino acids)
Source: RefSeq, a predicted model, not a curated record
GCCUUCCUCCAACGCGGGACGGAAAUAAACAAAGCCAUCGCAAUCUGGAAGGAAAGAAGAACUCGUACUGGAGGAACUGUUUUUUUAAACGCGCGCCCUGACUCUUUGUGCCGUGACCGUGGUUUGACGGAGCAGAACAUCUGGAGGAGACGCGGCUCGUGUCAACAGCUGGUUGGUGAAGCUAACGCUCGCCGAGCAGCAGAAGCUAGCAGCGGACAGGCUCAGUUGGCGCCUUUUGGAUGAAGAGGACAUAAGAAAAGUCACAGUGAUCAACAACAUGGACGUUAGCACACGUGACCCGCCCAGCACCGAGCCACACGACGCCGCAGCUUCUGAUCACUCCUCUGACGAUGAGCCGCUCAUCAAGAAGAAAACAAAGCUUGCAGCUAAAAAACCUGUGAAAAAAGCAAACGCAUCCAGAUCCAGAAGCACAAAAAAGAAAGCAGAUCCGGAACCGAACGACAGCUCUGACAACGAGCCUCUCGUUAAAAUCACCAAAACGGCAAAGAAGCCGUUCUCAGCGCCUCCAAAAAAAUCUGUUGACACAGAGAAGAAAGCUUCGGAUCCCUCCUCAGAUGACGAGCCGUUGGUCAAGAUGAAAACAAGGAAACCAGAGAAAAAAGAAAACGCAUCGUCCAGAUCCUCCCGAUCUAAUGGCACAAAGACGAUUGCAGCGUCUGAUCACUCCUCCGAUGACGAGCAGCUGAUCAAGAUGAAAACAAAGUUCGCAUCUGCUAAGAAAUCAGGAAAAAAGGAAAACGCAUCAUCCAGACCCAACGACUCAAACAGCAACAAUACAGACGACAGCUGUGACGAUGAGCCUGUGAAGAAAAUCGCCAAAGUGACUUCGAAAACUGCAAAGAAGUCUCCGAAAAGAUCUGUUAAAACAAAGAAAAAAGAAGCAGAAUCCGCGGACGAUGAUAGUUUGGAUGAUGAGCCUCUGAGUGAAACUGCCAAGACACUUAAAUCCAGACGUCAGCCAAAAAGAUCGCCUAGAAAAGGAAACCCGGUCGUGAAAUCCCAAAGGACGGCAGCGAGGAAAAAAGUUAAAUAUGCAGAAGCAUCCAGCGACAGCUCAGAGGAUGUUCCACUGGCAGCAAUAACAAGGAAGAGGACAAACCCUGCACCGGCCAACGACAAGACAACUAAAUCAAAUCAGACAGACAAUUCACCAGAAGGUGUGGAGGGCUUUAUUAGACUGACCAGAAACAGCAGCUCGGACGACGAUGACGAGCCCUUGGCGAAACUUAAAGCCAAUAAGAAGAAACCAGUGAAGAAAAACACAAAGAGGACAACUGCAGCGCGAGGUGCUGCCUCCAAAAAGAGACAAGAACCGGCGAAUGCAAGCUCAGGCGACGAACCCUUGAUAAGCCUUGUGAAGAAGAACCACACAGACGAAGAGAGGAAAACCAAAACACAAUCUAAGACCCAGAGGAACACAAAGAAGCCAAGAAAGACGAGUGUGUCAGGGUCAUCAAGCGAUGGUUCUGACGACGACACAAUCACAGCAGCUAAACACCCUCAGGUGACCAAACUCCUGAAGAUAAUACUGGAGAGGUGUGACAGUGACGACGCCGGACCAACGGGAAGCUCGGACCAAACCGGAACAGCAGAAACAGUGGCCGCUGAAGGGAGUCCUUCAAAGGAAGAAUCAGAGGGUUCAAAGGAAGAAUCAGAGGGUUCAAAGGAAGAGUCAGGAGAAGAGUAGGCAGCAGAUGUGACAUUGUGGAAGAAAAGGCACAUCGGCACCUUUCAGUUUCUGGUCUUGGAAGUUGGUACCAAUUAGUUUGAGGAAUUUACCAAAAGGUUCUAAAUCCCAAGAUUAAUCCCCUUAACAUCACAGUUAAUGUUUAUACAGUAUGAAGUUAGUGUUUAUACAGUAUGAAGUUGAUGUAUGUUUUAUAUAUGAAUAUAUUCAUGUUUAUUUAAGUAAUUCUACUCCAGUUUUAAGGUUUGGGACCAGGUUCCUGAAAGAUGAAAUGCACAGUCUUUAAGGGUGUUUUACUAUUGGUGCCUUUUUAUUUGCAUUGGCUGUUUCCUCUGGUUUUAACACUUGUUAAUGUUCGGUAUAUUUUUGUUUUCAUAUUGUGUGUACACUCGGCAUGAGGCAGUGGAAAUCUGUAGGGAUGGAUUAAACUGCUCAGAUGAA